AGCAGUUUUCGACGUGGAGGAAGCGAAAGAGAGGUGAAGUGAAGAUGGCGAGAGGCUCCCGGUGUUUGAGUAGAGCAGUAGCGGAGUGUAUCAGACAUUUACCGUCCACAGCCAGUCGAGCGACACCGGGAAGGAAUGGAGUGAGAUAUCUAUCUUCAUGUGGGAUUCUGAUGACCAGGGUGCCGCCCCUCUUCAGGGGUGUAACGGGUCGUGCUGUCUUGGCUCCAGCCAGGAGUUUCUUCAACUUCUCUGAGUCCUUCAACAAGAAGAGAGAAUAUUCCGAACGACGUAUUAUUGGGUUCUCCAUGCUGGAGAUGUAUGAGGUUGUGGCCAGAGUAGAAGAUUACCUGCAGUUUGUCCCCUGGUGCAAAUGCUCGGAUGUUGUAUUCCGCCGCUCUGGAUUUUGUAAGGCCAAACUGACAGUGGGCUUCCCCCCUGUGGUGGAAAACUACACCUCCCUCAUUACUACAGUUUGCCCUCAUUUGGUCAAGGCAUCUUGCUCUGAUGGGAAACUUUUCAAUAACCUGGAGACGGUUUGGCGAUUUAGCCCUGGGCUACCUGGAUACCCCCGUACCUGCACCCUUGACUUUGCUAUUUCCUUUGAGUUCCGCUCUCUCCUGCAUUCUCAGCUGGCCACCGUUUUCUUCGACGAGGUGGUGAAGCAGAUGGUGUCAGCCUUCGAGCGGCGGGCGGGCAAGCUCUACGGCCCAGAGACACCGAUCCCACGCGAGCUCAUGUUCCAUGAGGUCCACCAUACGUAGUUCAUUCCACUCCUUCAGACUGAUGCGGCAUGUGGGUGUUCAGGGAAUUGGGAAUUUUAUUGAAAGCGUUCAUUUAGAGUAUUAUAAGGACAGUAGAGAGAGUGGUAACUCUGUGUGCCUGGAUAACAUCAGUUCCUAGUCCAAACAAAAUUGAUUUUACACUUUACACUAGAAAAACAUGUGGCUGGAUCUUUUCUUUGGGGUUUGAUUGUACCCCGGUGAGUCCUGCCCCACUACCUCCAUUUUAACAUUUUAGGACCCACUCUCCAUAUGGAAUGGCACCUGAAACCUUAUUUUUAAUACGAGGACCUUGAGAUUGUUUUAAAAGCAGCUGCCAAAAACAGUUAUAGCUUCACGAAUGGCACAAAGGUCAUGGCUCUCUUUGAAAGGAUGAUAUUUUAGACAAUUUAAAGUGCAUUAAGAUUUCAGUGUCCAGAAAGGUUGCCAUGUUAAACUGUUUGUGUUACUGUGAUUUGAAUGGUAAAAGUUGUAUUUAUUGACAAGCUUGUAGAUGAUCCUUUAUUAUUUCAAGAAAGAGAUGAGGAGACACUUGAGUGCAUGUGUCAUGUGCAGAAGACUGACUGUUGCUGCACUGUUGGAGCCAAAUUUAAUCAUUGUAUCAAGGCUGCACAUAGGACUCUGCCUGUUGUAUUCUUGCAUACCGGCACAAAAAACAGCUUGAAAAAAACUAAUGCUAAGUGGCUAAAAAAAGAACAUGUCCCUCAUGUUAUGCCAAUUCAAGCUUGGUUGUUUAAUGAGGAACAGAUGUUUUUUUCCCACAAUUUAGUUUUUAUUCAAUUCUCAAAUAUGGGAGUGUUAAAUCUUACUUGACUUUUAGGUGUCCAGAUCAAAGACUGCUUUUCUCUUCUAGAGAUGUGCAAUAUAUUUAGUUUUUUAAUAGAGUGCUCACCAAUCUAUAUCCACUGCUUUUAAAAGGGCCCAAACUGGUCAUGGAGGGAGUACUAACUCUUUACCAGAGCUCUCAUCUGAGUCAAAACAGGCCUUUUAAAGAUUCCAGUCCACACCCUGUGUGCUUCCUUAUGCUUACUGCCUUUUUAAUGAGCAAGUUACAUAUUAUUUAUCAUUAUCUUACGAACAUAUAUACGUCAUCAUCCUAUUUUUAUGUUGGUUAUGGGUAAACGAUGUGCAAAUCUGACCAUGGACUAAACUAUUGUGCACAACUGAGCUAUAAACAAAAACAUUUUGCGAUGGGGGGGUGGUUCUUGGUCUUUUUUUUGUUUUGAGUAUGUUGUGGGUGAACACAUAUAUCCUGCCUGCAUGGUUUAUAAACUAUUUUUAUAUGUAAACCCUA
This is a messenger RNA of Xyrauchen texanus (razorback sucker), 2073 nucleotides long. Its product is annotated as coenzyme Q-binding protein COQ10 homolog B, mitochondrial-like. NCBI's taxonomy places the organism in Eukaryota, Metazoa, Chordata, Actinopteri, Cypriniformes, Catostomidae. Gene Ontology annotation, cellular component: mitochondrion. Bases 45 to 761 code for a protein of 238 amino acids. Gene Ontology annotation, molecular function: ubiquinone binding. Gene Ontology annotation, biological process: cellular respiration; ubiquinone biosynthetic process. The transcript is spliced from 5 exons. The record is from RefSeq and is a predicted model, not a curated record.